This is a messenger RNA of Bactrocera oleae (olive fruit fly), 1359 nucleotides long. RefSeq names its product Chitin deacetylase-like 9 (gene Cda9). Gene Ontology annotation, molecular function: hydrolase activity, acting on carbon-nitrogen (but not peptide) bonds. NCBI's taxonomy places the organism in Eukaryota, Metazoa, Arthropoda, Insecta, Diptera, Tephritidae. Gene Ontology annotation, biological process: carbohydrate metabolic process. The record is from RefSeq and is a predicted model, not a curated record.
UUAAAAGUUGUAGCUAUGCUAGACAGAACAAUUUUCGCGCUAUUUCUACUGAUCGCCUUGAGUGCAGUGCUGGUGCAAUGCGAAAAGAACGCAACCGUCAGUUUUUUGCCGCUUAAGAAAGCCGGUCAUUGCAAUGUUGAGAAGUGUCAGUUGCCAAAUUGCCGUUGUUCGGGCCUACGUUUGCCCAGUGCCGACUUCAAGGAGCAUGUAAAGGAAAUACCACAGCUCAUUACAGUGACGUUCGAUGAUGCUGUGAAUGUCAUUAACUACGAGCAGUAUCAGAAACUCUUCGAUGGACUCGUAAAUCCGGAUAACUGCAGUGUGCGCGGCACCUUCUACGUCUCCCAUGAGUACACCGAUUAUACGCUGGUGAAUGCGCUCUACCAACAAGGUCACGAGAUAGCGCUGCAUUCGGUUACGCAUGGUUCCGGCACGGACUACUGGCGUGAGGCGGAUGUGGAACGUCUGUUGGCUGAGUUUGGUCAACAAAUUGAUAUGUUGGUGAAAUUCGCGAAAAUGAAGCGUAAACAUAUACGUGGUAUGCGUCAGCCGUUCCUGCAAAUUUCCGGAAAUAAUACCUAUGAGGCUGCUAAGCGUUUAGGACUGCUGUACGAUAGCUCAUGGCCAUCACAGCGCAGUCCUGUCAUGUGGCCCUACACGCUCGACUAUCGUUCAAUACAAGAUUGCCAGAUUGGUCCAUGCCCAAAUGCCGCGAUUCCAGGUUUUUGGGUCAGUCCGAUGGUCACUUGGUUUGACACUGCCGGCUACAGUUGUGCAAUGAUUGAUGGCUGCGUAUUUCCACCGAAGGAUGAAGUAGACGCUUUAUUCGAAUGGAUGGUAGAGAACUUUAAAAGGCAUUAUGAUGGUAAUCGUGCUCCAUUUGGUAUGUAUCUGCAUGCGGCUUGGUUCCAGCGUGGACGGCAUUAUUUUGAGGCUUUCAGAAAAUUCCUCCUAUAUGUAAACACGCUACCCGAUGUCUACUUAACCACCGCUUCAGGCGUCAUACACUACAUGAAGCAUCCCACUUUGGGUAAACCCUUUCCAGGUUGUCCGAAAAAACCGAAUACCACAUGUCUAAAACGCAACUGUGGACUUCGGAAGAUGGAGACUGGUGAAAUACGUUAUAUGAAUGUGUGCGAUACAUGUCCCUCCGUCUAUCCAUGGUUGGGCAAUCCGCUAGGACAGACCGAAUACUACUAGUAAACGAGUUGAAUGGAGGAAGUGCAGUUAGUGGCCAGUUACCAUAGGUAAAAUGUUCGACUGAAGCGGUUCUUGAAAGUAUUUGAAGGUGCCGAAGUUUGUUGCUCAAUAAAACUGAUUUAAAACGCACUUGAAAUAAAUUAAAAUACAUAAAAUAGA